Molecule: messenger RNA, 1735 nt
Organism: Triticum dicoccoides
Lineage: Eukaryota; Viridiplantae; Streptophyta; Magnoliopsida; Poales; Poaceae
Product: NAC domain-containing protein 35-like
Exons: 6
Coding region: 134-1312 (392 amino acids)
Biological process (GO): regulation of DNA-templated transcription
Molecular function (GO): DNA binding
Source: RefSeq, a predicted model, not a curated record
GCUGGUACACUGGCACGCGUCCGUCUCGCCCGCUUCGCCCCCCACCACUCCGGCAGACGGCGGCCACCGCCACCGCCGCCACCGUCGCCGUUCUGCCGCAGGCCGCCCCACCCGCGUCGAUUCCGGGACAAUCAUGUGUCCUCCACUUGGUACACCAACAGAAAUGGACUACAGUAUCAGUGAUUCUUGGAGCGAUGAAGAACUUGUGCGAUUCUUGGCAGAGAGGAAGGCCGACGACUCCCUGCCAGAGAACGUACUUGUGGGCAUGGACCUUUCUCUCAUUCAUCCACAGGACUCCUCUCCUGGGAACAUAUGGUACCUGAACCAGUCAGAUGAUCAGCAGCCCUAUGGGAAUGGCGAGUCAGAUAUUAGAAAGGCAAAAGGUGGAUACUGGAAGUGCAUAGAUGUUCUCAGAAUACCAACAAGUAAAUCUACUGCUGGUGUGAAAUUUAGUCUGGAGUUUUAUGAAGGCGAAGCACCAUCUGGUAAGAGAACUCAGUGGUUGAUGCAUGAAUAUCAGGUAGAACAGAAUGAUGAAGCUAAUGUACCACAGGAGUACAAGUCUUUGUGUACAAUAUUGAUGCAGGGGAGCAAAAAGUUAGAUACUGAAGAUGAACUGCUAUCUCUGAGUACUAAUGCUCCUAAUGAUCACUUGGAAUCUUAUCUUCAAUAUCUUGCUGACAUGGAAGAGCAGAAUGUUGCAGUAAACUCAAAGAUUGUAUCUUCCAGCCAGCAAAAUAGCUCUUCCAGAGAAGGGAAGGACAUUUAUGAAGAUUAUAAUGCUGCAGAUGGCGUAGAUUUUGUGAAUGCUCUUGCUAACGAGGACUACAUAGAAAUGAAAGAUCUAUUAAGCUCAGAUGGCUCUGCAUCGACUUCUGAAUUUUCAAGUAGACGGUCUGAAGAGUACUUUGACUCUGAUGCAUUACUGAGAGAGCUCUUGAAUGACCAAAACACAACUAGAGAAAUACAUCAGGACUGCAACCAUAACAUAGCCGGACCUACUAAAUCUGAUUGCGUGGUUAUCAGUCCACCAGAACAAGGGUUGGUUCACAACCAUGAUAAUGGUGCCAUGGUGGCUGGAACAUCACUGGAAAAGGCAGCGUCAGAUUCUGAAAGAGAUCAACAUUCGAGCGAUCAGUGUCUGGAUCACCAUCCUCCUGCGUCUUCCUGUUCUCAAAACAGCCAUGUAGAACAAAGCCAUUCAAAUAGUUCUAGCAGCUCGCAUGGAAGCACCACGUCUCCCCAGAGAAGUCGAUCUAUCGGUAAACUUGGAAAGAUAGGAAAGAAGUACUGCUGCUUGGGAUCAUUCUAGUCCCCUGCAUAUAGCAUUUCAUCGAUUUUGUACAGGAUGGGACAUAGGCAAGUCAAGUUUUCCUCUUGAGCUGUGUAACAUAGGAUAUACCAUGCCAUGGUAUUCGGACCUUGACCCUGUCACCUGAACAAACUGUUGAUAGAUCUUCUGGCAGAACGAGGGCACGUUCCGAAGCAGCAUGAGAAAGCACUUCAUAUAGUGUGAGGCACUAUGUCCUGACACUGAUGAUUCUGUUGAACCGAGUUGAGGCUCUUAUAUCGUUUGAUCGAUAAUAUGCCAGUUCUGUUAUCGAUUCUUAUCUUUGUUCAGUACAAUGAGUUCAGUUGUGGUUUCCAACUCUCACCAGCCCCUCAUUUGUGAAUUCUAUUGUAAAAUUCUGUGCAAUGUAAUUUCACCUUUUAGCAAGUGAUACUAACUGAUAAA